This is a messenger RNA of Urocitellus parryii (Arctic ground squirrel), 1950 nucleotides long. RefSeq names its product serine/arginine repetitive matrix 3 (gene Srrm3). Gene Ontology annotation, molecular function: mRNA binding. The record is from RefSeq and is a predicted model, not a curated record. NCBI's taxonomy places the organism in Eukaryota, Metazoa, Chordata, Mammalia, Rodentia, Sciuridae.
AUGUCCUCCACCGUGAACAACGGGGCGGCCAGCAUGCCGUCCCCACCCGACGCCGCCAACGGCUUCCCGCAGCCCGGAGCCUCGACGGGGGCCUGGCCGCGGGCCGAGGAGGAGCUGCGCACCGCGGAGCCGGGCCUGAAGCGCGCGCACCGCGAGAUCCUGGACCACGAGCGCAAGCGGCGCGUGGAGCUCAAGUGCAUGGAGCUGCAGGAGAUGAUGGAGGAGCAGGGGUACUCCGAGGAGGAGAUCCGGCAGAAGGUGGGAACGUUCCGGCAGAUGCUGAUGGAGAAGGAAGGAGUGCUCACCAGGGAGGACCGACCUGGGGCCCACAUCGUGGCGGAGACCCCACGGCCAGCAGAGGGUGCAGAGCCGGGCCUGGAGUACGCGCCCUUCGAGGAGGAUGACGGCCCAGUGGAUUGCGACUGCCCGGCCGCCUGCUACCGCGGGCACCGCGGGUACAGAACCAAGCACUGGUCCAGCAGCUCGGCGUCGCCCCCUCCCAAGAAAAAGAAGAAAAAGAAAGGCGGCCACAGAAGAAGCCGCAAAAAGAGGAGACUAGAGUCAGACUGCAGCUGUGGGAGCGCCUCACCCCUGCGCAAGAAGAAGAAAAGUGUAAAGAAGCACCGCAGAGACAGGUCUGAUUCCGGGUCCCGGAGGAAGAGACGGCACAGAUCGAGGAGCCCCAAGAGCAAAAGAAAAGAAAAGAACAAAGAGAGGAAGAGGCCUCACGCAGAGUCCCCAAGCCGAAGGUCCCACCRCCACAGCAGUGGCAGUUCCCCCAGCCCCUCGCUGUCCUCGCACUUCAGUGACUCCGGAUCACCUAGCAGGCUGAGCCCCAAGCACCGAGASGACGGGCGAAAGACGGGCAGCCAGCGGUCCAGCGGGAGCCGGUCGCCUUCCCCGUCAGGCUGCAGCGGAUGGGGGUCGCCCCAGCAGAAUGGCGGCAGCAGGCAGCGGAGCGGAGCGCACCGUGGCCGCCCUGGCUCGGCACACAGCCCGCCCGAUAAGCCCAGCUCGCCCUCGCCCAGGGCCCGUGACAAGGCAGCGGCCGCGGCACCCACGCCGCCCGCGCGGGGGAAGGACAGCCCGAGCCCGCGAUCCGCGCCGUCGUCGCAGGGCCGCGGAGGCCGCGCGGCGGGCGGGGCGAGGCGGCGGCGGAGGCGGCGGCGGCGGCGCUCGCGGUCCUCGGCGUCCGCACCCCGCCGCAGGGGCCGCCGGCGCGCCCGGCCCGCGCCGCCCCGGGGCUCGUCGCGCUCGCUCAGCCGGGCCCACUCCAGCAGCGACUCGGGCGGUGGCGGCGCCCCGGGCCCCGGGCCCGAGACGGGCUCCGAGCGAGGCCACGGCGGACACGGGAAACGGGUGAAGGAGCGGCCAGCGCGCGCGCGGCCGGCCAGCACCUCGCCGUCCCCUGACCCGCACGGCAGGCGCGGCGGCCCUGAGGGGAAGAGCUCGUCWCGCAGCCCGGGUGCCCACCCCCGGUCCUGGAGCUCCAGCCGCUCCCCCUCUAAGUCCCGCUCGCGAUCCGCGGAGAAGAGGGCCCGCAGCCCCAGUCGCUCUCUGUCGCCCAAGAAAGCCGUCGGCCGGGACAAAGACGGAGAGGGCCGCACGAGGCAUGCAGAGGCCGAGGCCGCCCGCGCCCGGCGCCGCUCGCGCAGCUACUCGCCCAUCCGCAAGCGGCGCCGCGACUCGCCCAGCUUCAUGGAGCCACGGCGCAUCACCAGUGCCCGGAAGCGUCCUAUCCCCUACUACCGGCCCAGCCCCUCCUCCUCCUCCAGCUGCCUGAGCAGUGACUACUCAAGCAGGAGUCCCAGCCGCAGCCCCAGCCCAGGCCACAGCCACGGAAGCUACAGCAGUCGCAGUCGCGGGACCCGCAGCCGCACACACAGCCCCUCCCGGACCCCCAGUCCCAGCUACCAAAGCCGGAGCAGCUCUGAGAGUGGGGGUUUCUGA